This is a messenger RNA of Monoraphidium neglectum, 1596 nucleotides long. Its product is annotated as polyamine oxidase (propane-1,3-diamine-forming). The record is from RefSeq and is a predicted model, not a curated record. The transcript is spliced from 10 exons. Gene Ontology annotation, molecular function: oxidoreductase activity. The coding region runs from base 1 to 1596 and encodes 531 amino acids. NCBI's taxonomy places the organism in Eukaryota, Viridiplantae, Chlorophyta, Chlorophyceae, Sphaeropleales, Selenastraceae.
AUGAUGCUCCGCCGCACGCCGUUGGCUGCGGCCGCCGCGCUCGCCGCACUUCUGCUGCUGCCUUUUGUGGAUCACGCAGCCGCCCAGAAGACAGCGACAGUGGGUAUCGUGGGUGCUGGGUUUGCCGGCAUCCGUGCCGCCAGCAUCCUGCAGGCUGCAGGCGUAGACUACAUCGUGCUCGAGGCCAGCGACAGGGUGGGCGGCCGUGUGCGCCAGACUGAGAUCCUGCCGUAUGGCGGCGCCAACCUUGGACCCAACAAGGAGUUCGUGGAGCUGGGCGCCAACUGGGUCCAGGGCCUUACGGGCAACCCAAUCUACGACCUGGUCAAGACUUGCGGCCUGAAUGGCACCCCCCAAAACUGGGACUCUGUCAUCACUUUUGACGAGGCUGGCAAGCCCCUGCCUGACAACAAGAUCCCCUGGCGCCAGUUUGACACAGCUAUGAAGUGCGCCGCGUCGACCGUGAAGCAGGCGAUUGAGAGCAACGCCUAUGGCGACCUUGACGUACGUGCGGCCUACCGCGUUUGCGGCUGGAACCCUGUGAAGCCCAUCGAUUACGCGGUCGAGUGGUACAGCGUCAACUUUGAAUGGUCCGAGACCGCCGAGAUGAUCUCUUCUCGCUUCACGCAGCCGGACAACGUCUACUCAGAUUUUGAGGAUGCUGACAUCUUUGCCAACCAGCAAACAGAGCUCGGCCUUGCCAAGCUCGUCACCUGCCUGGCCAGCCGCUCAAACGUCACCAGCAACAAAAUAAAGCUGAACACCAAGGUGACCUCUUUCGCCAUCACCAACCAAGACAAGGUGACCGUCAAGACUACCGGGGACACCUACACAUUUGAUUACGUCAUCAACACCAUGCCGAUCGGCCACCUGCAGCGCAACCUCGACACGCUGUUCCCCACCUCGCUCAUCACACCUGCCAAGCGGGCCGCCCUGAUGCAGUUCCGCAUGGGCACUUACACCAAGAUCUUCCUGAAGUUUGAGAGCACCUUCUGGGACCCGACAACCCAGUUCAUCCUCCAGGCACCCAACAAUGGUGCUUCCAACACGCUCCUCUGGCAGAGCCUGAACCCGAGCUCAGGCGGCUUCCUGCCAGGCUCAAACAUCCUGUUCAUGACGGCAAGUCUCACCGACGUCAUGGCGGCCUCCAUUGAGAACUUGUCUGACGAACAAAUCCUCCAGAACAUGAUCCAGCGCCUGCAGCAGAUCUACCCCCAGGCCAACACCACGUCGCCCUACAGGCUCAUCGGCUAUGUCAUCCCCCGCUGGUACACCAACGACCUGUUCGGUGGAAGCUUCACCAACUGGCCGGCGGGCAUGGGCCUCGACGCCUACGAGCUCUGGAGGGCGCCCGUCGGCACCCCCGACUCCCUGGCAAGGCCGGGCAAGAUCCUCUUCUCGGGCGAGGCCGCCUGCAGGCGCAUGAACGGCUAUAUGUCGGGUGGCUACGGCGCUGGUGAGAGGAGCGCCAACCAGAUUCUCAAGGCCCUGGGCAAGUUUGCCGGCGACCCCGAUGAGAACAUCUGCGAGCGCAAGCUCACCUCCAAUGGCAAGCCGCUCGGCAACAAGGCUCGCGGCUCUGGCCGCGCCGUUUAA